This is a messenger RNA of Knipowitschia caucasica, 450 nucleotides long. Lineage: Eukaryota; Metazoa; Chordata; Actinopteri; Gobiiformes; Gobiidae. The record is from the annotation of a GenBank genome assembly.
AUGGGUCUGAAGUUGUCCAGGAGGUUGGGAUCCAGGCCAGGUUCUCUCAGAAGGGGUGGGGGUGUGGGAGGAUCAAUAACAGAGCUGAGGGAGGACUUUCUGAUGGGGGUGAUGGAGUUGGAGCUGCCCCCCUGCUUUCAGGGGGGCAGCUGGAAUGGGGUCCAGGAGGCAGGUUAUAAAAGUCUUGUCCGUGAGGAGUUUGGUAUCAUCAGUGGAAGAGGAGGAGCUGAGGCCUGGAACCCUCCAGGGCUGGUGGUCCCAGUGGAAGACCAUGACCACGAGUUGGAGUCAUCAGCCAUCACUCCUUUCCAUGAAACAGGGUCAUCAAACUGCCCAGGUCAUUUUCUUGCUGAUGAAGUGGUAUUCCAUGUAGACCUCAUGGAAGCCCAGGACCAUCCGGAACGCUGUGGAGUCAAAAGCAGGAACCUGCUGAAAAUCAGUUUGUACUGA